UGGUGCUAGGACUAGUGGGCGGAGUCCCUGGGGGGGAGACACCGCGCGUCGCCGACUAAUAGGCGGCUGGAGCGUCCAUUUCUACUGGAAGCUGUUGCUAGUGGCCUUAAGACGCUAGCAAGCAAGCACAGCCGCCACAGCCGCGUAGGCAGCGCCAGCGCUCGCAGUAGGCGUGCUAGGGAAUUUAUUUGAUUGCGCUCACGACCAUAUCUCGUUUGCGCGACGAAGCCAUGGCUGCGGCAGAGGAGACAACCCCAGCGGAGCUGCAACGAUUACUAGAAGUCCAAAAGGCAGCCCUGCGGGAGCGCGGCCCGCCGAGCGUCCGGGAGCGCGAGCGCCGCCUCGACGUCAUGGUCCAGCUCCUGCUCGCGAACGAGGAUGAUCUUGUUGCCGCCGUGACGGCGGACUUCGGCGUGCGGCCGCGCGAGGUCACGCGCUUCGCCGACGUGCUCAUGGCGCUCGAGGCCUUCAAGGCCGCGCGGGCCGGCGUCCGGAGCUGGUGCCGGCCGGAGCGGCGGCGCGUCGACUUCCCGUUCAACGUCGUGGGCGCGACGAACUCCGUCGAGUACCAGCCCAAGGGCGUCGUCGGCGUCGUCGCGCCCUGGAACUACCCCAUCAUGCUGCUCCUGACGCCCGUCGCGUCGGCGUUCGCGGCGGGCGACGCCGUGCUCCUCAAGCCGUCGGAGCUCGCGCCGCGGACGGCGCUCCUGAUCGCGCGGCUGGUCAACGGCGCCUACGACGAGUCGAUCGCGCGCGUCGUGCUCGGCGGGCCCGAAACGUCCGCGGCGCUCGCGGCGCUGCCCCUCGACCAUCUCGUGUUUACGGGCUCGACGCGCGUCGGGAAGCUCGUGGCGGCGGCGUGCGCGCGGAACCUGACGCCGACGACGCUGGAAUUGGGCGGCAAGUGCCCCGUCAUCGUCGGGAGGCGGGCGGACGUGACCGCGUGCGCGAAGCGCGUCGUCCACGGCAAGAUUUUGAAUUCCGGGCAGACCUGCCUCGCGCCGGACUAUGUUUUUGUGGAGGAGUCGGUCCGGGACGCUUUUGUGGAGGCGUUCGAGCGGACGAUCGCCGACAUGUUCCCUCAUGGUGUUUUGGGGAGCGGCGACUACGCCUCGAUUAUCUCCGCGGCCCACGGCGACCGGUUACGGGCACUGGUGGCCGAAGCGAAGAGCGCCGGCUGUCGCGUCAUCGAGUGCCGCGGCGGCGCGGCCGACGACGCGCCCUCGGACGCUGCGCGGCGCGUCGCGCCGACGCUGAUUUUAGAUGCGGGCGACACGUUACGCGUGUCCUCCGAGGAGAUCUUCGGGCCGCUGCUCGUGGUCCGGACGUACGCGCGACUCGCGGACGCCUUAUCCUAUAUCGCGGCGCGGCCGAAGCCGCUCGCUUUAUAUUACCUCGGGCCGGACCGGGCCGAGGAGCGGCGCGUCCUCGACGCCGUGGCGUCGGGCGGCGUCACGGUGAACGACACGGUCAUGCACUGCGGCCAGGAAGAUUUGCCCUUCGGCGGCGUCGGCGCGUCGGGCCACGGCCGCACGCGCGGCCGCGACGGCUUCCGCGAGCUGUCGAACGUCCGCGGCGUGCACCGCCAGAUCGGCCACGCGGGGCUCUCGCAGCUCGUGCUCGACGGUUUGUACCCGCCGUACGACCGCGCGGGCAACAUCGUCGACCUCUACCUCUGGCUCAAGAUGCGCGCGCUGCGCACGGCCCGGUGCAGCGUCAUGUGAUG
Molecule: messenger RNA, 1726 nt
Organism: Pelagomonas calceolata
Lineage: Eukaryota; Pelagophyceae; Pelagomonadales; Pelagomonadaceae
Source: the annotation of a GenBank genome assembly